Messenger RNA from Tripterygium wilfordii, 1262 nucleotides. RefSeq lists its product as uncharacterized. Bases 101 to 442 code for a protein of 113 amino acids. The transcript has a single exon. The record is from RefSeq and is a predicted model, not a curated record. Lineage: Eukaryota; Viridiplantae; Streptophyta; Magnoliopsida; Celastrales; Celastraceae.
ACUUCACCUUAAUUUCCACCUCUCAUUCCCAUGAAUAAAGGACCUUGACCACCAAACUCUGCCUCCUCUUCCCAUCUCUCAAUCAAACCCAGAGGAGGCGAUGAGUGAGUACGGGCUGGCUUACACGGCCUACGCAGCAAAUGUAGCUAAGGCAGCCAGCCGGAACAAGACUACAUUGCCUCCUGCAGACAAACUCCACAUGAUAAGGUCUCAAUAUCCCAAAUCACCACCAAGAUUUGCGCUUUCUCCAUACAAGGAACGUAACAUCAAAACCCACAAGUCCUCUGAUACCAAGUCAUGGUGGAAUGAUCCGGAGAUGAAGAGGAAGAAGAGAGUUGUGAAAUAUAAAUUAUAUGCUGUGGAAGGGAAGGUUAAGUCUUCCAUCAAAAAUGGGUACCGUUGGUUGAAGAGGAAAUGCUCCAAGAUGGUCCAUGGCUUCUAAGAAGAACAAGAAAAAGAGAGCUUGAAGAGAAUUUGUCUUAUAAAUAAGGACUUUCCAUGGAUGCAUGGUUGUUUGGUUUUGUGAUUCAAAAAAAGGAAAUGUACUCGCUUUUUCUUGAAGGAUUCGAUUUUUUUUCUUCAGUUUUCCUUCUCAUCUCUCUUUUUUUCUCUGAUAAUCAAAUUUCUUUGAGACCUGAAACUCAUUUUAUUCAUGGUGAUUGACUUGCGCUCAUGAAACUAAAAUUAAGUAAAAGAAAACAUUCUCAACGUUAUUAAACGGUGUCGUUUCUGUCGCAUCGCAUCAGCGUCCCUUUGUUUCUUCUGAAUUUUGAAGGAAUUUCAGCCGGGGGGAAAUGCAGCGCCGUCCAGUGAUUCUCUCAAUCAGAAUCAGAGGAUUCACCGGAGAAAUGGACGGUCACGAUCUCAAUCAGAAUCAGAGGAUACCGGAUUCCACGAAGAAUCUGCGAACAAAUGCGUUUCAUCUCUCUUUUACGGUGCACAUUUCCAUCUCCAAUGCCCCGAAAAUCCCCGAACCAUCGUCUAUGUUUCCAAUUAUAAACUUGAAUAUGCAUAUUCAGUGUGAAUUCUUUUAAUUUAAGGGAAAAAUGAGUUGUGUCGAUUGAAGUUAUGAUUGGGGGGUCCGGAAAUGCUGCAAGUGCAGGAUGAGGUUUCAUGAAAUGGGGUUUGUUAAAGAGAGGACGAAAAGUUGCAAGAUAUGCUUGGUUUUUUAAGUUUGAAUGUGACAGAUAAAUCCACACCAAACCCGAAAUUAGAAGAAAAUGGUGAGUGGUGAAGCUCUCAUAUCACAUGUGACUCCUGAG